Molecule: messenger RNA, 615 nt
Organism: Centruroides sculpturatus (bark scorpion)
Lineage: Eukaryota; Metazoa; Arthropoda; Arachnida; Scorpiones; Buthidae
Product: RAC serine/threonine-protein kinase-like
Exons: 7
Coding region: 1-603 (200 amino acids)
Biological process (GO): protein phosphorylation
Molecular function (GO): protein kinase activity; ATP binding
Source: RefSeq, a predicted model, not a curated record
AUGAAUACAAGACUAAUAAUUGUUUUCUUUAGUUUCUGUUUUGUCUCUUACUACGUGGACAGACAGGACUUGACAACAUAUUUACAGUACAACGAAUUUCUGGAGGAAUACGAAGCCAAAAUAUUUGCUGCACAAGUGGCUUCGGCCAUUACGUUUAUUCAUAACAAAGGAAGAAUUCACCGGGACAUUAGCUCUAGCAACAUCAUGUUAAAUAAAACCAAAGGAGCACAGUUAAUCGAUUUCGGUCUGUGCACAUAUGAACGAAAUACCAAAGACUAUUGCGGGAGUUUGUUCUAUCUUUGUCCAAAAAUUCUUGACAAGAAACCGUACGAUGCUUACUGCGAUUGGUGGGCAUUUGGAAUCAUAUUACACCAGAUGUUAAUUGGACAAACUCCAAUGGAAAUUUAUUUGAAAAAAAUUAACAAUAUUAACAAUACGGACCCGACGUCACUUAUCGAGAUAGCCAAAAUGGCUCAAAAUGUUCAGUUGCAGUAUGCUAUGGGACUGUCGAUGAAUUGCCGUAGACAUGAUCGAGGAUCUACUACAAAAGGAUCCGAACAAACGUCUUCAAGAAGGAGACAUCCGAAUACACAGAUUUUUUGAUGAUGUCUUUUA